Molecule: messenger RNA, 1332 nt
Organism: Rhopilema esculentum
Lineage: Eukaryota; Metazoa; Cnidaria; Scyphozoa; Rhizostomeae; Rhizostomatidae
Source: RefSeq, a predicted model, not a curated record
AUGAUGGAGAGCGUCACAAGUAUUACUAAUUUUUUCAACAAAUCUCCAAAGCGCCAGCUACUUUUAGAAGAAAUGGUCAAAAAACAUAUUCCCAAUUGUAAGCACACCAAGCUUUUAGAUGUUUGCCAAACAAGAUGGGUUCUUCGUAUAGAUGGACUAGAAAGGUUCAUUGAAAUGUAUAAAGCAAUUGCUGAAGCAAUGUUUGCAAUAAAGGAUAACGUAGAUGGGAAGUGGUAUACAAGUGCUACAGAAGCUUAUGCAUUGUCUUCUCUUCUUUCCAAUUUUGAUUUUAUUGUUACCCUGUUUGUUGUCAGAAUGUACCUUGGAUAUAUAAGAUCUGCUACAGUACAAUUACAAGGGGCUCACAUUGAUAUCAUUAAUGGGCUUAAUGAAAUUUCUAUGAUGAAGACCUCUUUGCAGACAGCAAGAAAUUUGAUAGACAGUUAUAAUCGUGUCUGGUUUCAGGUGGCAGAAGACAUUGCUAAGAAUGUAGGUGUAGCUGCUCACUCACCCAGGAUAUGUGGAAGACAAACUUACAGAGGGAAUGCCCCAGCUAGUGAUACCUGCUCAUAUUAUAAAUGCAAUUUGUCAAUCCCAUUUUUGGACCAUUUUCUACAAGAGCUUUCAACCAGAUUUUCUGAGACCAAUUGUGUUACAUACAAGGCUUUAGCAAUUGUUCCAUCAAUAAUGGUCACUGAAUAUUCUAAAGAUAAAAACAUUGGCCAGAAGCGUUACCAUGCAGAGGCAUUUGGAGAAUGCUCCAAAGAAUCAGAAGUCCAAGUCAUUCCUGAUAUUCAAAGAACUCUCCAGGGUGAAAACUCUGAUAUUUCUCCACGGCACAUUAAAAUACAACGGAUUGCUAAAAUUUGGAAGAAAGAUUUUCAACGCUUCUGUGAACAGUAUGAAGAAGAUUUACCGAGUCCCUUGACAAUUUCCCAUGAAGUGGACAACUGGGAAUCAUUUUGGCUUAGCUAUUCCACGGAAAGGCUACCAGAUAACUUAUCAGAAACCAUUAAACUCACAAAACCAGAUACAUUCCCAAACAUUUCAACUGCACUAAGAGAUUUGGCAACUCUUCCAAUUACAAGCUGUACAUGUGAACGCUCAGCCUCAUCAGUUCGUCUUCUUAAAAGCUAUCUUCGUAGCACCAUGUCCCAAGAAUGGCUCAAUAGAUUAGCAUCUCUGUACUCACACAAAGAUAUUAAAGUUAAUAUAAAUAAAGUUGCUGAUUUAUUUGGAAGAAAGUCCAGACGAAUGUCAACAGCUAACAUCUUGGUUUCAGAUCAAAUAAUCUCUGAAUAUGAUGAAUCAGUAACAUCUGAAAUCUAUUAA